CGCCAAAAGCGAGAAUUUUCUCGAAUUCAAAGUGUCAGUGUUCAUUCGUUAAUUUAUACUAUUUCUAGAUCUCUGGAAACCGCGACGAACAAAGAGUGUAAAUCGCGAAUUCAAUAUAAUAAGUGAUACUUACGUUAAAUAAGUGCGAUUACGUUACUUUUUAUUUGCAAGUUAAUUUUUGUAUAAUCAUGGAACAGGUCAAUCAAUUGAAAGAAAAAGGUAAUGCGGCAUUGGCCUCUGGUAAUUUCGAUGAGGCGAUUAAGUAUUAUACAGAAGGUAUAAACUUCGACCCAAAAAACCACGUUUUAUUCAGUAAUCGAUCAGCUGCCCAUGCUAAGGCCGGUAAUUAUUCUGCGGCGUUGGAGGACGCUAACAAAUGCGUGUCAUUGAACCCUUCGUGGAGCAAAGGUUACUCCAGAAAAGGCAGUGCGUUAGCAUACUUGGGUAUGCAUAAAGAAGCUAUCGAAGCUUAUGAAAAAGGCCUAGAACUUGAACCAAGUAAUCAGCAACUGGCUGCAGGACUAGCAGAAGUCAAGAAACAAGCAGAAGAAGUAAAUUUACGGACAGAACAAAUAUUGGAGAAGCUCCGGGCAAACCCCCAGACUAGGGAAUGGCUAAACGAUCCGGAAUAUAUGAAUAUGGUCAAGAAAUUGGGCUCUGGAUUAAACCCAUACAAUUUCGACUCCCUAGACAUGAAAAUGGAUGACAAACGUCUCAUAACAACAAUAAGCGUAAUGUUAGGAGCAAAUCUCGGCUCUCCAAUGGACGUAGACCCACCAGCUCCAGAACCCAAGCCCGGCCCACCACCAAAGAAAGAAGAACCACCCAAACCAAAAACUGAAGACUUACCCGAGCAUCGUAGACUCGCCCUCCAAGAGAAAGAGUUAGGCAACGAAUAUUAUAAGAAGAAAGAGUUUGAUUGUGCUAUCCAGCAUUAUAAUAAGGCCAUAGAACAUGACCCUACUGAUAUUACUUUCCUAACAAACUUAGCAGCAGUAUAUUUUGAACAGAAAGAAUAUGAGAAGUGUAUUAAGGAAUGCGAGAAAGCAAUUGAAAUAGGUAGGGAGAAUAGAGCCGACUUCAAAUUAAUCGCCAAGGCCUUUACAAGAAUUGGUAAUGCCUAUAAAAAGAUGGAGCAAUGGAAGUUAGCUAAGACAUACUACGAGAAGUCCAUGUCUGAGCAUCGCACUCCUGAAAUAAAGACGCUGCUCAGUGAAGUGGAGAAGAGAAUAGCAGAGGAGGAGAAGAAGGCCUAUGUGGAUCCCGUGAAGGCUGAGCAAGAGAAGGAGCUAGGGAAUGAGUAUUUCAAAAAAGGCGACUACAGUACGGCGAUGAAGCAUUACUCGGAGGCCAUCAAGCGGAACCCGGACGACGCCAAGCUGUACUCCAACCGGGCGGCCUGCUACACCAAGCUGGCGGCGUUCGAUCUAGGUCUCAAGGACUGCGAUCAGUGCUGCAAACUGGACCCCAAGUUCAUCAAGGGCUGGAUCCGGAAGGGGAAGAUUUUGCAGGGUAUGCAACAACAUGCGAAAGCACUGAACGCGUACCAGAAGGCUCUAGAGCUGGACCCCAGCAAUGCGGAGGCCCUUGAGGGGUACCGCGCCUGCUCCACGCAACUGAACUCUAAUCCUGAAGAGGUCCGCAAGCGGGCCAUGUCGGACCCGGAGGUCCAGCAGAUACUCCGCGACCCGGCGAUGCGGUGCAUCCUGGAGCAGAUGCAGCAGGACCCGCAGGCGCUGCAGGACCACCUCAAGAACCCGGACAUCGCGGCGAAGAUACACAAGCUGCUCGAGAGUGGUCUCAUCGCGAUACAUUAGGGCGGGCGUGCGUGUGCGCAUGUGCCGUGGGAGAAAGAUGGCUCCGAAUAAAAAUAGCGAAAUGUACAUGUUAAAUUUCAAUAGUGAUUAAUGGUUUGCUGACGCUUUCGUGGAGUGGCGGGUUGUGGCAGUGAGGUUAGGAAACUUGAUGUCAUUUUUAUUUUUUAUUUUUUCGUUUUUUUUCUUCAGUGUGCAAUAAAAGAUAUGGGCAUAAUAGCGUAUUUUGGCGGUAGACACAGGGAAUUGUAUAUACAACUAGCUGUCCGAGCCGGUUUGCUCGUGGUACAUAUAUACGGUGAGAGAACGAAAGAGAAGUGAAAGAAUGGUGAAGGAAAUUGAACAGUUGAUACAGUGGUACUGAGAUUGGUGCGUUCAAACAAACUCGUCAGCUUUAUAUUAUUAGUGAUGUCACAGUCAACCCAUAAGUUUUAUGGCAAUAUGUGAAAAAAUUGAUUUUUUUUUUAUUGAAGAUAGUAGAAAAGUAUAAAUUAAUUUUUAAAGAAAAUACGAUUCUUUUUUGUACUAGCUUCCCGCCCGCGUCACAAAAAAUCCAAGGAAAUUCCAAUCGAAUUGAAAUAGCGGUGGAAAUUUAUCUCCUAACUAUCUGCAAUCACAAAAAAACAUAUAAAAUUGCACCGUUGCGUGAACAAACAAACACUUUCUCAUUUAUAUUUGUAAGGAUUAUCAUAUGUGUAAUAAGUAUCUUGACUCGCUGCCACAAUUUCCCACACGAAUCGGGACUGAUUCGUGCUUUAUGUAGUCAUUGGUUAUAUUAUCUGUGCUAUUACAAUAAACGUUAUGGGCGCUGUUGUUUUUAUCUGUGGCAAAUAUGUAUUCAAUGGAUUGAAUUUAAUACAACAGCGCUCAGAAUAUGUGUUAGAUGUUAUAUUAUAAACUGAGUAAUAAAUUUAUUUUUUUUAAUUCUUUGGUUCUGUAUUUUUUUUUUUAUUAUGAACUCGUAUGUUUUAAACACCGAGUGGUUUACAUUUUUUUUGGAACUAUGAACAGCUUUGAGCCGUUUUCUGACAAAUAAUUUAUAUGGAAAACUUCUAGAAUGUUCCAUAAAGUUUCAACACACCGAUGUACUCGUUACACCAAUGUAUUACACCAAUAAAUAUGUAAAAAGAAAAGUUUUGAUUUAUUAUCUUUGUGUAACAAUUAUUAUUAUAUGAUAAAUUUCUUACUCCGCUUUAAAAAAAUAAUAAUGCAAUAUUUUGUAUGUGGUGUGUUCUCAAUGAAAUACUUGCAGUGUUUAUUUAUAUAGUGUAAAUAUAUAAUAGAUAUAUUGGUGUGAUCAGUACUUAAGGAGCUAAUACUAUGCCAAAGGUACGCGACCGUCUGAUAUGCAUGUCACCGUAAAAUCGUAAAAACCGUUAGAUUAUUUAUAAUAUAACUCGCGAAGUUACAAACUCGAAUAAUUGUGAUCCGUAACAUUAAUUGUUUGCAAUUUGAAGCGUUAUUUCCCAUUUUACUAUCCGUAGCCGUGUCAGCCUUAAAGCCUAACGUGAUUGUGUUAUAAAAAGUAGGUUUAAAAUAAAAAUAAUAAGUCAUCUAAAAAACCUUACGGGCCCCCAUCGAAUCGUUAUAUGGGCCCCGUAGGCACGCUACGCCAUUGAUCUCGACCUGUGUUGUGGUAAUGGCACGCAACUCUACAGAAUAAGUCACUGAACUUAAAACUAGCUUAGAUCGCGAGUUAUUUAUUUUGUUUGUAAUAUAAUUAUAAUAAACGUAAUAGUGGAAAACAUCGGUCGCGAACCUUCGGCAUAAUAUAUUAAAACGAAAUCAGGUGAACCGAAUCGGUCCCGAAAAAUCUCAUUCAUAUUGAAGUUAUUGUCCCAUGAUUUAAAAAUUCACUGUUAAUUUUGUUCGCUUUGGUUCACUUUGUUGCUGUAAAUUUUAAAUUGUUUUUACGUAAGAGGCAUUUUUAAAAGCUAAAAUUUAAAUUUUUCUUUUGAUCUGUUUUUUGUUUGAUCGAUGUAAAUUAUUCAUAAUAUAGGGGUUAUAAUAAUAAAUGUUUUAGUGAUACGCCGACAUCCAUUACAUUAUUUAGUCGGUUUUGAUGUUAACAGAUUAAACAACAUCUAAUUGGUUAACAACCUUCCCUCCACUCGGCUUUAUAACCAAUGGCUUACUAGUAUGUCCAUGUAGAGUCCGCGCCACGAAAGGAGUCACGUUGGCCCAUCGUAGAUAUGUGGGCCAAUGCCCAUAAUAUUAUAGAUUGUUAUCUCUACGUAAUAUUAGCGUUCACGACCCUGCUUAACACAAAAAAUGAAGCGAUAUUUACUGUAAUUUCAUGUAUAUUUUCACAGAGAUGGUCUGGGGAAGUUGAAUUAAAAUUAUUUCAGGCGCUAAUAGCGCCGCGCAUUCGGGUCUCGUAUCGUGGCGCGGACUCUAACAACGAAAACGGCGUGAUAAGGCAUAGUCAAACUUAUAAAUUGAUAUAUAUAUAUAUAUGAGUUUGUUCCAAAUUAUGAAUACAAUAUACCCUUCACUCCAAAACCAUUCCAAUGUAUGCUUCUCAAAAUAUUAUUAAUUUUAGUCCAUUUAUAUAUGGGCAAAAUACUGUUUAAGCGUUUUAAGAUAAUUCAGUGUUUAUUUUUGAAAACAACGCGCGAGUAUGUUGCAGUUUUGUAAUUUAUUCAAUAAAGAUUAUGUAGGCA
Messenger RNA from Zerene cesonia (dogface butterfly), 4477 nucleotides. RefSeq names its product stress-induced-phosphoprotein 1 (gene Stip1). The transcript is spliced from 7 exons. Gene Ontology annotation, molecular function: Hsp90 protein binding. The record is from RefSeq and is a predicted model, not a curated record. NCBI's taxonomy places the organism in Eukaryota, Metazoa, Arthropoda, Insecta, Lepidoptera, Pieridae. Bases 189 to 1817 code for a protein of 542 amino acids.